Alosa sapidissima (American shad) is the source of this 3935-nucleotide messenger RNA. It is a transcript of the gene ogfr, whose product is annotated as opioid growth factor receptor. Bases 953 to 2470 code for a protein of 505 amino acids. The record is from RefSeq and is a predicted model, not a curated record. The transcript is spliced from 7 exons. NCBI's taxonomy places the organism in Eukaryota, Metazoa, Chordata, Actinopteri, Clupeiformes, Clupeidae. Gene Ontology annotation, cellular component: membrane. Gene Ontology annotation, molecular function: opioid growth factor receptor activity.
CUUAUUUUUGCUAAACCAGUGUGACAUCUUUAAUUCAUCGUAAAAUUACUUAUCACGCACUGGUUAAUUAGCCAUGUCUUCAUCUGAUCUGUUAGCACACUAGCAAUUAGCCACCAUUGCCACUGGGAGUUGGUGGCACUCGUUACCGGAAGUGUUCAAUCAGCCGAAAGCAAAGCUGCACGAAAAUACUUUGUAAAUCAUGCAGGGUUCCAUGCGUUGAGUGUUUCAAGACUAAUUUUUUAAAUAAGAGGAAUUCCUCUGGCUUCUUAGGUCAUGAUAACGGUGUUCGUCUAUCUGAAGGCUGUAAAUCGAAGCGCUGGCUAGCUAGUGACCUAGUAGACAUAGUAUUACAUACACAUCCGAACAGGAAUUGAAUUAACAUCUUAUAAUUUCCACGUCCAGUGUUUGGAAUCUAAUUAUGUUUAUCCCGCAUUACCAUCGCCAGUCUAUGUUUUAGUAACAGCGUUUUGACACCUUGUGUCAAUCAAAUGCCUCAAUGCAGAUGCUUAAAAUGGGAAAGAAUAGAUGGAAGGGCUCUUAUCGGCUACGUCAUGUUAUAUGCGCAACGUCUUGCACCAUUUAGGACUACCUAGACUCUGUGCUCAUGUACUAGUGUCAAACUUUAUAGUAAGUUGUUGUGUCUACUACAACUGUCAGCUGCCUUGUUACUUGAUCAGUGUGGGGUUAGAGAGGAAGACUGCAGGGCCUCCCCUUCUUAUAAGUGGGAUGGUGAUGGAAUGUCCGUUACCCUUGACUCUAGAAGCCAUGCCAGAAAGAGAAAUGUAGCACUUUAAGAGGAGAAUGAUUGGUAUGGGCAAAUAGUGAGGAGUUUAGUUUACUUCCUGUAAAUGCAAACCACUGUGGGCUGGCCAAGCAUUGGAUUUGCCAUACGAUUUAACCUGGACAAAAUUGGUCUAAUUCUUCCUCUAGAAACCUGAGGGCAGCUAAAGAUAUGCAGAACUACCGACAUGGGUAUCCAAACAUUAAUGAUGAUGAAUGCCCAGAAGAAAGGAUGACAAAUUUGAAAUUCUAUCUAAAUGAAAUCUCCUCUUCUCCUGACGAUGUGUCAAUAGAAAUGUUUCAUAAAGAAUGGAGGACGGACUACAAGAGACUGGAAAGGGUGCAUUCCUAUAUUCAGUGGCUGUUUCCGUUGCGUGAACCAGGGGUUAAUUAUAUGGCGUCAGAACUCACAAAGAAGGAAAUACAGGCGUUCAGGGAGAGCGAGGAAGCCAGGGCCAGGCUGGUGGAGUCGUACGAGCUCAUGCUUGGCUUCUACGGCAUCCAGCUGACAAACAAGAAUACAGGGGAGGUCAAACGCGCUGACAACUGGAGAGAGAGAUUUGCCAACCUUGAGCGGAAUAUGCACAACAACUUGCGCAUUACCCGCAUCCUGAAGAGCCUCGGAGAGCUGGGAUUCGAGCACUACCAACCCCAUCUUGUUCGCUUCUUCCUGGAGGAGACUUUGGUGAGGAAGAACUUGAGCAGUGUCAAGCGGAGUGUCCUCGACUACUUUGUGUUUGCUGUCCGGGAUAAGCGCGAGCGCAAGAGGCUCAUUCGCUAUGCCUACCAGCAUUACGAGCCGAAAGACAAGUUUGUUUGGUGUCCCAGAAAGGUCCAGAAGCUCUUCAAGAAGAAGUCUGAGAAGCGGCAAGAGUUGGCUGCAGGAAAUGGGGAGAGUGCGGUUGCAGACGAAGGACGUUCGAGAGGGAAAGUGAAGGACACAGAGCUGGGCAGGGAAGGGAAGCAGAUGGACAACGCGUCGGACACACAGAGUCAAAUGGAAGAGGACAAUUCGAUGAGUGUGGAUGCAGAGAGACCUUUGGAAGGGUCUCUGGGCGAGUCUGUUCCUGACAAGUCAUUGUCGGGGAAUCCUCUCCCCAAUGGCACGAAGAGCAACAGCGAGAAUGGCGAGAUGGAGCAGUCCAGCUCCUCUGAUGCUAGUCCUGCAAAGGACAAGGAAAGCAAAGACGACAAACUCAAAGACAGCGGUCAGCUGAAGGAGACGCCCAAAGAGCCUAGCAAGAGCAAGCUCGACUCUCAGGAGAUGGCUGCGUCAGAGCCUGAGCUUGAGAAGCCACUGAAGAAGAAAAGGGAGAGCGACACAGUGCCAUCUGGCAAUGGGGUCACACAAGAACCGCCAAGCAGUCCCCACCAGAGCAAAGGCCCCUCUGAGCCCGCAGACGGUCAGCCCAACCAGGGCACCCAGUGUUUAGGGGAGGCAUCACCUGCCAAACGCGUCGGGAGGACUGUGGACGAACGAGCUGAAAAGCAACCCAGGACAGACUUUAGCAGUACAACUGAUGCAACAGACAAUGGGGAAACGACCUCAAUAGCGAGUGUUGCGCCUGCGACGCACACAUCUGACAAGGAGCCAGAAGCCAACCAUCAAACAAAUGGAGCUGAUGUACGGAACAGUGAGGAGCCGAUGGACGUUGAGGUGAGCGGGACUGCUGACCUGCAGAGCUCAUGAGCGCUACUGAGGCUAACAGAGGACUCCAUAUGUACUGUAUGCUUAUGAGUUUACCUGGAUGGACUGCUAUUCUCAUGAAUUUAAAGAGAAGGCCUGCAGUGUUUUUUUCCCGGUCUUAUUUAUUAAUAGACUGCAUUGUAGUUGAACUGCUACAUGUUAAUGUAUUUUGUUUCUUAAUGUUCCACAAGCAAUGGAUGAACUUCAUUGUCAUUUUUUUUUUUCUGUUUAAAAAAAUAAGCUGUGGAUAAUGCACCAAAUUUACAGGAUGUUAUGUUUUUUUUUUCUUGCUGUAUUUGGUGACCUCUGUUGAUUCUACCUUUUGGACUUUAUGGAAAAGUUCUCUUUAAAUCGGAAGGCAGUGCAUACCUUAAUACCAUGAAGAUGGCUGUGGUACAAGACGACAUGUUUUCUCUUUUGGACUAGUGGUAGACUCCCCAUGGGAGAGUCAGUGACCCCUCACUAAGCACUUCUUUCAAGUCAGUAGUGCUUAAUGAUGCAUUUCCUCCAAACAGUUCAAGUCUAAAGAAAGGGACAGGAGUCUGUCCAUGCCUGGGCAGUCAACUGUGAAGAAAUAUGCCAUUUUAGGGAAGUGUAGAUACUGAAGGCCAAGUUCAGCACAAUGUGUUUUAACAUUUCUUUGUCUCACCAUGGAACCAAUUGGCAUUGAGUUCUUUUGGUCUGUAAAGGUAUAAUGAAAUUGCUGUAAAGAUAACUUAAUCUUACUAAACCCAUCUCUGUAGAUAAUUCUGUAAGAUAAUACAAUGAAUUGUAUUUUGAUGGUUUUGUUUGAAUAGAGUUGCACAACUUGAAAUUGAUUUUGGUACUGAGGUUGUACAAAUGGAGACAGCCAUGCCAAAAUUAGAGACUCAUUGAUUGUAUUGAGAGUACACAGUAUUGAGUGAGGGGUGAUCUCUCAAUCAAGGAUCAAUUAUAGUCAAGAGUGGAUCUUUUGAGUUAUUGAUGGAGUCAGGGCUCUUUAGCAGCCUGACAUAUACUUGAUCCUUUUGAAAGAGACCACCUCAAGCUUUAUAGAUCAGAAAUAUAUUAUUGAACAACUUGUUGCAUUGUGAUUCAACAUUUUGCUUAUAAAAUAAGGGGAGUUGGGGUUGGUAUUUAAUUAAAUAAUUUUGUAUAAUUGUUCUCAGCAUUACUUUUUUUUUUUUACUUUCAAUGUCACGUUAAUAUGUUGAUAGCCAUUAGCCAAAGUGAAAUCCCUACUGACUUUAGCUCGUUCUCAGGAACGAAUGAAUAACUUCUUAACUUUUGCCAUUGUUGUAUUUUUGUUGUUUUCCACGCAGUUCAUAGAUUUACCUUGAAAGGAAUGAAGUCACAAUGAUGCUUCUGCAUAACGUGAAGUCCGGUGUCUCCAGUAAGAGUUUGGGGGAUGGGGGAUUCCUGUGCACAGCUCCUGUUUCAAAAUCGGAAAAAUGUUCUACGACAAACAAUAAAGAGUGUGCCAACAGUU